CUGCUGGGCUGCCGCGAUCUGGUGGCAUCCCUCGGCCCCUGCUGGGUGGCCGGCCUGCGCGCCACGGGGGCAAGCGCCCUCUCCAUCGACGUGCGGGCACGGACCAGCGGCGGCGGCGACGGCGGCGGGUCUUGCGCUGGCGGUGCUGGCGGGGAGCAGCUCCGCACCGCGGACCAGGGCUGUUCUGCCAACACACUAGGCGCGGAUGCGAGGACCCCGGCCGCAGGCGCCGACGCCGCCUCCGGGGGGCCGCCGCCCGGCAGGCAUGAGCCCCAGACCAAGCACCCGCUGCCGGCGCCGGCGGCGGCAGCGGCAGGCGGCCCGGCAGCCGCAGGGGGCACGGAGGCGCCGUGCGCGGAGGCGCAGGAGGGCGGUGAAACGCGGGUCUGCAGCGACGCGGCCACAGGGGAGGCAGGCCCAGGGGGCAGCGCAGGUGCAGGCCACGCAGACGAUGCCGAAGGCGACCCCACUGGCCGCGAGCACGAGCGCGUCACACACAAUCCCACGCCGCCGGCCGCCGCCGCGGCCAACGGCGCGCCGCCCCCGCCGGCGGUGGACGGGGCGCCGCCGCCCGCGCCGCGGCAGGGGCCGCAAGCCAGCCCUGGCGGCAAGGACUCCCUCGUGGAGGCGGGGGCAAUGGGGUCCGAGGCGGCCGCCGGGGCCGGCCGCGCGGACGCGGGCCGCAACGCUACGCACUUUUUCGAGCCG
Monoraphidium neglectum is the source of this 708-nucleotide messenger RNA. RefSeq lists its product as hypothetical. The record is from RefSeq and is a predicted model, not a curated record. The annotation marks the transcript as partial. Lineage: Eukaryota; Viridiplantae; Chlorophyta; Chlorophyceae; Sphaeropleales; Selenastraceae. The transcript has a single exon.